AUGCCGAAGCUCAUCUCAGAAGCGGGCCCCGGGCGUAGAAGGGAGCGACUCCCGUGGUGGGGUCGCCAGCGCCUCGCUCUUCCUGCUCCUCGUCCGCACUGGCCCGAUGGGCCGACCUGCUGCCUGGACUCAGCGCUUCUGGGGGGCUGCCUGGGCUGGGCCACCUGCUGCUCCGGGCUCCUCCCGCGGCCCCGCCCCUCCGGGCCCCGCCCCUCCGACGCCACGCCCCUCCGCGGCCCCGCCCCUCCGACGCCACGCCCCCUCCGCGGCCCCGCCCCUCCGACGCCACGCCGCGGGCUGCACGCUCUCUCCCAGCCCAACCGCCGCCUUCCCCAUCGCCGCCGCCGCCUGGCCGCUGCUGGCGCCCCGGCAGCCCCCGGCCCGGCAGUCUCCGCCCGGCAGCCUCCGCCCGGCAGCCCCCGACCCAGCAGCCUCCGCCCGGCAGCCUCCGCCCGGCAGCCCCCGCAGUCUCCGGUGGGGCAGCCUCCACCGCCUGCCCUGCGCGCCGCCUGCUGGAAGGGGCUUGACCCCUGGACCCCGAGAUCACCCCCCAGCCGAAGCAGAGGCUUAACCAGACGGAGUCUCCCAGGAUCUGCUGUGGAAACAACACAAGAAAAAACGAGCAGACAACCCGGGGACACCUGCCCUGGAACGCGGGGGAAAAUAUUUACCAUCUUCUGUAGCAGAGAACUUGACCCAUCAGCGGAGAUCCCAGAGGGAUCUGCUGUGGAAACAACACAAGAAAAAACGAGCAGACAACCCGGGGACACCUGCCCUGGAACGCGGGGGAAAAUAUUUACCAUCUUCUGUAGCAGAGAACUUGACCCAUCAGCGGAGAUCCCAGAGGGAUCUGCUGUGGAAACAACACAAGAAAAAACGAGCAGACAACCCGGGGACACCUGCCCUGGAACGCGGGGGAAAAUAUUUACCAUCUUCUGUAGCAGAGAACUUGACCCAUCAGCGGAGAUCCCAGAGGGAUCUGCUGUGGAAACAACACAAGAAAAAACGAGCAGACAACCCGGGGACACCUGCCCUGGAACGCGGGGGAAAAUAUUUACCAUCUUCUGUAGCAGAGAACUUGACCCAUCAGCGGAGAUCCCAGAGGGAUCUGCUGUGGAAACAACACAAGAAAAAACGAGCAGACAACCCGGGGACACCUGCCCUGGAACGCGGGGGAAAAUAUUUACCAUCUUCUGUAGCAGAGAACUUGACCCAUCAGCGGAGAUCCCAGAGGGAUCUGCUGUGGAAACAACACAAGAAAAAACGAGCAGACAACCCGGGGACACCUGCCCUGGAACGCGGGGGAAAAUAUUUACCAUCUUCUGUAGCAGAGAACUUGACCCAUCAGCGGAGAUCCCAGAGGGAUCUGCUGUGGAAACAACACAAGAAAAAACGAGCAGACAACCCGGGGACACCUGCCCUGGAACGCGGGGGAAAAUAUUUACCAUCUUCUGUAGCAGAGAACUUGACCCAUCAGCGGAGAUCCCAGAGGGAUCUGCUGUGGAAACAACACAAGAAAAAACGAGCAGACAACCCGGGGACACCUGCCCUGGAACGCGGGGGAAAAUAUUUACCAUCUUCUGUAGCAGAGAACUUGACCCAUCAGCGGAGAUCCCAGAGGGAUCUGCUGUGGAAACAACACAAGAAAAAACGAGCAGACAACCCGGGGACACCUGCCCUGGAACGCGGGGGAAAAUAUUUACCAUCUUCUGUAGCAGAGAACUUGACCCAUCAGCGGAGAUCCCAGAGGGUAACAUGAAAAUUGAUUCAUUAAAUAACCUCAAGAAAUCUUGUUAGGGGCACCUGGGUGUU
Molecule: messenger RNA, 1812 nt
Organism: Nyctereutes procyonoides (raccoon dog)
Lineage: Eukaryota; Metazoa; Chordata; Mammalia; Carnivora; Canidae
Product: proteoglycan 4-like
Exons: 11
Coding region: 1-1797 (598 amino acids)
Source: RefSeq, a predicted model, not a curated record